AUGUCAAAAAGAAAUUCUGAAGAUAAUGAUUGUGAUGAUAAUAAUAGACAGAACAAAAGAAAUAAAAAUCAAGGUUACUGUCGUUUAAUACCUUGUUCAAGUGGAGAGUUGGAUAGUACACGUGCGCUAUCGAUUGCCAAUGGGAUUGCAGAGUCGGUGGAGAAAAGAGAUGACGAAACCAUAAUCUCACAUUGGAUUGACGGUUUGGUUGAGAAUUACCCAGCGAAUUUCAUUCAACAUGUAUUGGGAUUUCUUAGUUCCGAACAAUGUAGAUAUGUCUACCGGUUGUGGAGUGACACAACAUGCACGGAAAGUGAAGAGUCAACAGCGUGCCGCCAGACUGUCGCCACUGGAAACCGACCAGUUGAUACCGGUGUUUCUUGCGUCCACUGGCGAUACCAACUCGCUGUUCCUCAAGAGAAAGUCGAUUGA
Messenger RNA from Heterostelium album PN500, 432 nucleotides. RefSeq lists its product as uncharacterized. The transcript is spliced from 3 exons. NCBI's taxonomy places the organism in Eukaryota, Evosea, Eumycetozoa, Acytosteliales, Acytosteliaceae. The coding region runs from base 1 to 432 and encodes 143 amino acids. The record is from RefSeq and is a predicted model, not a curated record.